Menidia menidia (Atlantic silverside) is the source of this 2038-nucleotide messenger RNA. Lineage: Eukaryota; Metazoa; Chordata; Actinopteri; Atheriniformes; Atherinopsidae. The record is from the annotation of a GenBank genome assembly.
AUGGCUUACCAUCCUUUUCCAUCUCAUCGGGCUGACGUGCUUUCCUUGUCAGCCUUACUCCCGAGCAACCAGCCCACUUUCUUACCUGCCAUGACCCUCCCGGACGUGGUCCUGGUCCCGGACCCCCUGCCGGAGCAGCCUGACAAAGCCUGUCAAAAUCGACCAAUCCACCCGCGAUCUGUGAAGAACCUGCACCCCGAGGAAUGGCUCGACGAGGACCCGAACAUCACGCUCGAGAGGAUGUUUCCACCCUUCAAGGUGCGCGUGGAAGGACUGGAUGAAACGGCUAAAUACAUCCUGCUGAUGGACAUUGUAGCUGUGGAUGACUGCCGCUACAAGUUUCACAACUCCCGCUGGAUGGUGGCUGGAAAAGCAGACCCGGAGAUGCCAAAGCGCAUGUACAUCCAUCCUGACAGUCCUUCCAAAGGGGAACACUGGAUGAGCAAACCCGUUGCUUUUCAUAAACUCAAACUGACAAAUAACAUUUCGGAUAAGCAUGGAUUUACUAUUUUGAAUUCCAUGCAUAAGUACCAACCCAGAUUCCAUAUAGUGAGAGCAAACAGUAUAAUGAAGCUUCCAUACAGCACCUUCCGAACUUAUGUUUUUCCAGAAACAGAGUUCAUUGCUGUCACUGCCUAUCAAAACGAAAAGAUUACGCAGCUGAAAAUCGACAACAACCCCUUUGCCAAAGGAUUCAGAGACACUGGGAACGGGAGACGAGAAAAGAGGAGUAAACAGAUAGGCGUCUCUUUGGUGCUUGAAAACCAAAGGAAGGCAGAGGAUUGUGGUGAUUCCGAGGACUCAGAUGAACAUCACACUAUGAGUGAGACUUUUUAUUCUCCCCUGGAAGUGGUGAGCAGCCCACUGAUCCGCACGUCGGCCUGUGAAGAUGAGAGCCAUUCUGGAAGUGAAUCAGAUCUUGAUCUGCAAGAUGAUGUCAGUUCUGAACCAAGCUCUUCCAGGACAGCACAUACAAAUCUGACAAGUGGGGAAAUAUUGCCAAACAAGUCUGAUUCGAGCAAAAGGGACAACAAUCAACUUGGAACAAACGAGAGAAGAAUAUGCGAUGCGUCCUGUGAGAGAUAUCCUACUGAUUUUGGCUCCUCAGAGAAUCAAAACACUACAGUGAAACAAGGGGUCCGACCCAUAAUGCCGCAGACCUGGAGCUCAUCAGCACUGGACGACAUUCGGUGUCAGACUUUGGAUUCUACAGGUGUGUACGCCCAACCGUUUGCCAGGCAAGGAGCUUCUUUUUUGUUUCAUCCAGGAUGGCUUUCCAUGAAUUCAGAGUCUUUUUCGAACAUGGAUAUGGGACCUGGGAUUUCCACUUUGCCCGGAGUUAGGGAAGUAGGAAACAGAAGCAUGUCUUCUCAGAGUAGUGCAACUUCAUCUCCGCUCAUGUUUCACCUGUCACAGCCCAUGCUGUCAUCUCAGGAAGUGUCACUAUCCCGUUUUGGAGGGAUGCUGUCCUAUCCUUACCGGUACAUGGCCACACCAGGUACUAUUGCCUCCACCCUACCCAGCUGCUCUGCUAACCCGUUUUUCAGUAGGAACCAUCACCACAACAACUCUCAGCCUUGGUUGUCCUUCAGCCCCUAUCAGGUCCCCACAUCUGUCACCUCUUGCCAAAAUCCACUAACAGCCAAAUUGCCUGGUCGAUCACAUUCAACGCCUGAGCAGUCCAGCUCUGGAAGCAGUAACUCGAGUCUUGUGUCUGACAUUCACAGCUACAAAGUGCAGGCCAAGAAGAAGAAUAUUCAGGGUUUCACCGAUCAUCUGCCAUACGUUCAUAUUCCUGCUAGAGAACGGAACAAAUCCCAUCCGUCUCUGUAGGCUCUGUGGAUUUUGUGGUGGAUAGUGUGUGUUGGAUGAAAGUUUACUCAAUGUUUACACAUAAAAAGCACUUAACAUGAAUAUUUUAUGUAACCUUAUUUGUGCUUCUUUUUUCACCUAUCUUGAGACAAUAAAAACAUAUGCCAAAUAAACUUUGAUUCACUUAUUUUCAAGUCAAGAUACCCAUGCAUUGCCAUUACUUGUG